Messenger RNA from Fonsecaea pedrosoi CBS 271.37, 540 nucleotides. RefSeq lists its product as uncharacterized. The coding region runs from base 1 to 540 and encodes 179 amino acids. Gene Ontology annotation, biological process: transmembrane transport. Gene Ontology annotation, cellular component: membrane. The record is from RefSeq and is a predicted model, not a curated record. Gene Ontology annotation, molecular function: transmembrane transporter activity. NCBI's taxonomy places the organism in Eukaryota, Fungi, Ascomycota, Eurotiomycetes, Chaetothyriales, Herpotrichiellaceae. The transcript has a single exon.
AUGGAAAAACACGGUCAUUCCCAGGCGGCACCGGCGCCCACGAAUGUCGCGAUCUCAGCUUCCAGCUCCUAUCUGCUGAAGCCACGCUUUAUCGGAUGUCUUGUUGGUUUCCUUCUCGGAGCCAUGUGUGGGAUGGGGAGCUAUGCUAUCAUUGCACCGUUUCUCACCUACGUCAACAACGACCUGGGACCCGACCCCAACUACUUCUGGAUCACUAUUUGCUUCACUGUCAUCCAAGCUGUGGGCUUGACUUUUGUUGGGCGAAUUUCCGACGUCUUUGGGCGCCGUUGGACCUUUGUUGGAGGCUCUGUCAUCUCGCUGAUCGGGUACAUCGUCUGUGUGACCGCACAAUCCGUGUCCGCAUUGAUAGCUGGCAUGUGUCUUUGCUCAGCUGGCGGUACGACCCAGACCAGUUUCUACUCGGCCCUCGGCGAACUGGUGCCGUUGAAGCACCGGUUCUUGGUCAAUGGAAUCAUGUACUUUGGAGGAUUUCCCAUCUCCAUUUUCGGACCUGCAAUCACGGCCGCAAGCAUUCUCUAA